UGGGCUGUCCACGGAAUUGGCGUUGGGUUUGGGACUUGUAUAUCAUUAUAUUCACACACAAGUCCUCUCUCUCUAUCUCUCAUGUGUCAUCGUCUCCACAGCAACAUCAUUCCUUUUCGCUGGAGCACUAGUAUCUGCGAGCACCGCUGUUUUCGCCCUCACAUCAAUUCCAGGCUUUGGUAUAGUAGUAAUAGGAAUCAAACUGAGAUGGAACAAGUUGGUGUUGGUAUUGCCUCAAAUGGUUCUCCAGAGGUUGCAGUUGUUGUGGUGGGCGACCCAGAAUUGCUUCACAAGAAAAAGUCCGCAAUUCGGCUUGCUGGCCCUGCCAAACUCCAGGUAAUUGCAGAUUUUGAUGCAACUCUAACAAAGUACUGGAUUGAUGGCCGUCGAGGGCAGAGUAGUCAUGGCCUUCUGCAACAGGGGAAUCCCGUGUAUGAUGUCAAGAGGCAAGAAUUAUAUGAAUAUUAUCAUCCAUUGGAAUUCAACCCAACAAUUCCACUUGACAAGAAAGCAAAGCUCAUGGAAGAGUGGUGGGGAAAAACUCAUGCUCUUCUUAUUGAGGGAGGCCUUACAUUUGAUGCAAUAAAAAAUUCUGUGGCUAAUGCCACAAUUGCAUUUAGGGAGGGAGUUGUCGAACUUUUUGAGUUUUUGGAGGAGAAUGAUGUUCCUGUUCUUAUAUUUUCUGCAGGGCUUGCAGAUAUCAUAGAAGAGGUCCUGAGGCAGAAAUUGCAUAGAUCUUUUAAAAAUGUCAAGGUUGUGUCAAACCGCAUGGUUUUCGAUCAGAGUGGUCAACUAGUAUCUUUUAAAGGGAAGACGAUUCAUGUUUUAAAUAAGAAUGAACAUGCUCUUGAUAUGGCUGCCCCGGUUCAUGAUCAUUUGGGUGAUCCUGAUGGGCCAAUUGAUGACACUGCCUCUGUAAAGAAGAGAACUAACGUGCUGCUUCUCGGUGAUCACAUUGGAGACUUGGGAAUGUCCGAUGGUUUGAACUAUGAAACACGAAUAUCUGUGGGAUUUCUGAAUGACAAUGUCAUGAAUUCUCUUGAUAGCUACCGUGAAGCAUUUGAUGUUUUGUAUCUGAAUGAUGCACCCAUGUGGGGAGUUCUGAAGCUCGUCUCUCAGCUCUGUUCAACGGGGAAGUGAUGAAAACUACCUACCAAACUGUACCACUUCCAUUUUUCUCGUGCCUGAAGGAGCUUAUGAGAAAAUUCACUGCUUAUACUUCUGUUUUGCUUAGCAAAGCAAUUUAGGUUGGAGCUUUGCUGCUACCAGCUAACGGUGGGACUACUGUACCGUUGUUCUAUAAAGUCGACACCAAUAGAAUCCUGUAUUCUCCCUUUUGAUCUUUAACAAUAAGAUUCAAUCAUAUUUUGAGCCCAAAGUUUCUUCCACUCGAUGCACUACAAUUUUGAAUGCUGGGGUUUUCAUGCCCAGAUGACUGUCUAAUGGUUUGUGGAAUGUGUUCAUUGCUACUGAAAGUGGUUAUAAUGUUGCAGCUGAAUCGAUAUCUUCUUUUUCUUUUCUUUU
Camellia sinensis is the source of this 1524-nucleotide messenger RNA. RefSeq lists its product as uncharacterized. Gene Ontology annotation, molecular function: 5'-nucleotidase activity; magnesium ion binding. Gene Ontology annotation, cellular component: cytoplasm. The record is from RefSeq and is a predicted model, not a curated record. NCBI's taxonomy places the organism in Eukaryota, Viridiplantae, Streptophyta, Magnoliopsida, Ericales, Theaceae.